AUGCCUGACAUGCUGGGAUUCCUCCUGUCCUACUGUGGAUGCCCGAGAGCGCGAGGAUCGAAUGAUGCUUCGCAGCAAGAGCUGGACUCCGAGAGGGCUCGCUACGAGAGCAUGCUCGACCUAGCAAGAGAUAAUCCCACAGUGUCAGGUACUGAUGUUGAAAAGGCCUUUGUUGCAGCUAAGAGCGAUGAUCCAAACGCAAACACCAACGUGAAAAAGUCUUCCAAAGCCAACAGUAUUGGUCGAUACAGGAAAUGA
This is a messenger RNA of Guillardia theta CCMP2712, 258 nucleotides long. RefSeq lists its product as hypothetical. NCBI's taxonomy places the organism in Eukaryota, Cryptophyceae, Pyrenomonadales, Geminigeraceae. Bases 1 to 258 code for a protein of 85 amino acids. The transcript has a single exon. The record is from RefSeq and is a predicted model, not a curated record.